AUAUCAUAUCAUAUCUAUCAUGGAGUUGAGUUAGAGAGAGAAAGAGAGAGAGAGUAAUAAAAAAGGUAGAAACCCCAAAAAUCCCAAUGAACAGAACAGAACAGAACAGAACAUAGCAUAGCAGAGCAGAGCAGGAAGAAGGAGGAAGAAAACCCUCUCUUUCUUCCCAUCUUCCCCCUUCCCUCUCCACUUCCUCCAUCAAUCCAACCAAUUAAACUAAUCCCUUUCUUCUCCCUCCUUCCUCUCUCUCUCUGUCUCUCUGUCUCUCUGACCUAAUGAUCUAAAUCAAGAUCCAAUCUUGAGACAGAGACCCAUCAAAGCUUCAGCCUUUACCAUGUCAGAGAACAACCACCUCCACCACCACCACCAGAACCACUGCAGCCCCAGCCCCGCCGAGACAAUGUCCGAGGAUGACGAGCCCGGCCGUCCCCAACCGCCGGAUCCCGGAUCCAAGAAGACCCGGAACUGCGCAGCCGUCCACCCCAGCCCCCACCCCGACCGGGUCCUCGAGAUCGUCCUGGAGCACGUCCUCCAGUUCCUCACUGCCCGCAGGGACCGCAACGCCGCCUCCCUCGUCUGCAAGUCCUGGUACCGCACCGAGGCCCUCACCCGGUCCCACGUCUUCAUCGGCAACUGCUACUCUGUCUCCCCUUCCCGCGUCACCGCCCGCUUCCCCCGUGUCAGGUCGGUGGCGAUAAAGGGGCGGCCCAGGUUCGCGGACUUCAACCUCAUGCCGCUGAACUGGGGGGCCCACUUCGGACCGUGGGUGGCUACGAUGGGCAAGGCGUACCCCUGGCUCGAGAGAGUGUACUUGAAGCGGAUGUCCCUCACAGACAGGGAUCUAUGCCUGCUUGGAGACUCGUUCGUCGGGUUCAAGGAGCUGGAGCUGGUGUGCUGUGAUGGGUUUGGGACCGGUGGACUUGCAGCUAUCGCCAGCAAGUGCAGUCAACUCAGAGUUCUUGACCUAAGUGAUACUGAGGUUAUGAAUGAUGGUGUGGAUUGGAUAUCUUGUUUCCCGGAGGGAGAAACCUGUCUCGAAUCUCUCAUUUUCGAUUAUGUAGAAUGCCCAAUAAACUUUGAGGCAUUGGAGAGUUUGGUGGCGAGGUCCCCGGCAUUGAAGAAGCUUCGACUGAACCGUGAAGUCUCAUUAGGACAGUUAUAUCGGUUAAUGGUGAGAGCUCCGCAGCUCACGCAUCUCGGGACCGGUGCAUUUGGACCCUCAGAAGCUCAGGGUGCCAGCGAUCAGGAAUACGAUUAUGCGUCAGCCUUCUCUGCCUGUAAAUCUUUAGUCUGUCUUUCUGGGUUCAGGGAAAUUGUGCCGGAAUAUCUGCCUGCUAUCUACCCAGUUUGCGCAAAUCUCGUGUCGCUGAAUCUGAGCCAUGCCAAUAUCAAUGUGGAACAGCUGAAGCCGAUCAUAUGUCAAUGCCGUAAACUCCAAGUACUCUGGGUUCUUGAUUCUGUGUGUGAUGAGGGGCUCAAGGCUGUGGCUGCCGCAUGCCCGGACCUGAGGGAGCUUCGGGUUUUCCCUUUUGAUCCUCAGGAGGAUGCUGAAGGGCCCGUCUCUGAGGUAGGCCUCCAGGCAAUCUCUGAGGGGUGUCCAAAGCUGGAAUCUAUUUUAUACUUCUGCCAGCGUAUGACGAAUGCCGCUGUGAUUGCCAUGUCCAAGAACUGCCCUGACCUUGUCGUGUUCAGGCUCUGCAUAAUGGGCCGGCACCAGCCUGAUUAUGUGACAAGAGAGCCCAUGGACGAAGGGUUCGGGGCCAUUGUCAUGAACUGCAAGAAGCUCACCCGACUGGCCACAUCGGGCCUUAUGACAGACAGGGCCUUUGCCUACAUUGGGAAGUAUGGGAAAUUGGUCAGGACCCUUUCAGUGGCCUUUGCCGGAGACAGCGAUACUGGCCUUAAGUACGUGCUCGAGGGUUGUCAUAAUUUGCAGAAGCUUGAGAUUCGGGAUAGCCCAUUCGGGGAUGCGGCCCUUCUCUCUGGGCUGCACCACUACUACAACAUGAGAUUUCUUUGGAUGUCCUCUUGCCAUUUAUCCCGUCAGGGUUGCCGAGAAGUCGCCCGUGCAUUGCCGCGGCUUGUCGUUGAGCUGCUAAGUUACGAAGGGAACGAGAAGAUGGAUGAUGGCGCGGUCGAUGUGCUCUACAUGUACAGGUCCCUCGAUGGGCCUAGGAACGACACAUCCGAGUCCGUGACCAUAUUAUAGCCUGGCAGCCAAGUCGGUUGGGUUCAUCUUGAUUACUCCAUGCCAUGGAAGGAAAGCUCGAGUUUUGCGGGUGAGUUUUACAUAAACCCGCAAAAAAGGUGCUUCCACCUUGUAAAAUUCUGCCCUUGCUCGGCAAAUGAAGCUACGAGAAGAAUAUGAAUCUCAAGCAGAUGGAUCUUGCAAAAUAACGGGCUGCACGAAGAUGUUGUAAUGGUACGUGUUCAGAUUUUCUCUUUUUCUUUCACCCCUACGCUCUUAUUCAUUCGACAUAAAAAGAAGAGGAUAAAAGGGAGGAUAUCGGACGAGCGAGCGGUCAGCCUCUUUCGCGAGAUAAUUCUUUUUUUUGCCCCUUCUGAUGUUUCUCUUGUAUUCCUAGUUUUAGUUAAAAUGGUUAGAACUGAUGAUAGCUGAUGUCCUCGGCCUUUUUUUUUUUUUCCCCCCCCCCCCCCCUUCCUGAAAAUGUUUGGUUUUUCCUUAGUUGUCUCACAUAAUGUUGUUGUAGCCCCUUUUUUCCCCCCUCUCCCUGACUGUUGUUGAAUUCCAUCAUUGUUGUUACUGUUAGCAAUGUGAGUGGAUAAUAAAUGCCCAGCAAAAAAAUUUUAUUCAGAUGGACCAUGUAA
This is a messenger RNA of Punica granatum (pomegranate), 2829 nucleotides long. NCBI's taxonomy places the organism in Eukaryota, Viridiplantae, Streptophyta, Magnoliopsida, Myrtales, Lythraceae. The record is from RefSeq and is a predicted model, not a curated record.